AUGUCUUUGUUGUCUGCUGAAGAACAUGGAGCAAAGAACAACUCGUAUGUAUGGAAAAUUGUUGGUUUACAGAAUCCGGAUUAUAUGAGAUUGGACGAAACGAAAACGAAAAUCACGGGUGGAUUUUACUUUCACGUCUUCGAAUCUGUGCAACAGAAAUUAAAAUUUAGGUAUUCUAUUGUUAAACCAAUACCUGAAGAUUUCGGACGUCGAAGUAAAAAUGGUUCGUGGACGGGAUUACUGGCAAAACUGGUAAACAAGGAAGCUGAUAUGUCUCUCAUUGCUUUAUUCCUCACCGCGAACAAUUUUGCUAUCAUGGAAGUUACCUCCCCUUUGAUGUUCCAGCCGAUUGUAUUUGUUAUCAAGGGACCAGAAAGAAUUUCGAAUUGGAUUUCUAUAAUAAAACCUUUCGGUUUGGAAAUGUGGAUUGCAAUUGUCUCAACGGUAUUCAUAUUUGGAUUAGUAUUGCAUAAAGUGGUCGAACGUGAUUUCGUGGCCGACGAAGUGGGAAUAUUCUGGCCACGAAGCCGUGUGUUCUGGAAUUUAUUUUGCACUUUUGUCUACCAAGGAACAAAUCUUAACAAUGUCAAGAGAUUUGGAUCCAGGUUGCUGUUUUCAAUAUGGCUGCUAUCAGUUGUAGUGUUAAUGGGUAGUUACAGUGGAACUUUAAUGUCAUUCAUGUCUUAUCCUUUAACUGAAUCUGUUCCAAAAAGUUUUGAUGAACUAGCGAUUGCUGUCAAAAAUGGUGAAUAUUCUUGUGGAGUUAUAGGAAAAAGUGUUCUAUGGACUUACAUUGAGAAUUCCAAAAGUAUACGGGAUAAAGUAUUCAAAGAUCACAUCAAACGUCACAGCAACUUCUUGUCUUUCUCAGCAGCCAGAGAAAGAGUUAAGAAGGAACGUUUUGCCGUGAUAUAUAGCGAGUAUGGAAUAAGAAAAUUGAUCGAUAAUGACCCACAUGCAUAUAUAAUUUCUUCAGAUGAUCUGACCCAAUUUAUUCAGCCUUAUGCCGUAAGAAAGGGAUUUCCAUUUAAGAAGGAAUUAAGUAAAACCGUAAUACGUUUAUUUGAAGCUGGAAUCGUCGAGAGAAAAGAUUAUUCGGAAACAACAAAGUUACUGAAGUAUUCAGAAUUCCAAGCAUUACAAUUAAGUGACAUCAUUAGUCCAAUGAUAUUGCUUUCCAUUGGAUUACUUCUAGCAUUAAUGUGCUUAUUUGUAGAAUUAUUCCAGCAAUUACGAAUAACUAUUAUUUAUUGA
This is a messenger RNA of Centruroides sculpturatus (bark scorpion), 1254 nucleotides long. RefSeq names its product probable glutamate receptor. Lineage: Eukaryota; Metazoa; Arthropoda; Arachnida; Scorpiones; Buthidae. Gene Ontology annotation, molecular function: glutamate-gated receptor activity. The record is from RefSeq and is a predicted model, not a curated record. Bases 1 to 1254 code for a protein of 417 amino acids. The transcript is spliced from 10 exons. Gene Ontology annotation, cellular component: membrane.